This is a messenger RNA of Mercurialis annua (annual mercury), 2962 nucleotides long. Its product is annotated as beta-adaptin-like protein A. The transcript is spliced from 11 exons. Gene Ontology annotation, biological process: intracellular protein transport; vesicle-mediated transport. Gene Ontology annotation, cellular component: membrane coat; clathrin adaptor complex. The record is from RefSeq and is a predicted model, not a curated record. Lineage: Eukaryota; Viridiplantae; Streptophyta; Magnoliopsida; Malpighiales; Euphorbiaceae. The coding region runs from base 144 to 2693 and encodes 849 amino acids. Gene Ontology annotation, molecular function: clathrin binding.
AUCUCAUCACCACUACGUGUACAACUAACUACACUUUCUCAUCUCUGUCGACCAUAACCAGGUUCACUCCUGGUUAGAUCUCAUCAGCAGAAUUCAUCUUGAUCAAUACGACACCGUAGUUACCACAAAACACUUCAUCAACAAUGGCUCCUCCGGCUCACUCACAGCGAUCUCCGUCACCGUCUCAACCCUCCGGUAAAAGCGAAGUUUCAGAUUUAAAACAACAACUCCGGCAGCUGGCAGGAAGCCGGUUACCGGGAGUUGACGAUUCGAAACGAGAGUUAUUUAAAAAAGUAAUAUCACACAUGACGAUAGGAAUCGAUGUAUCAUCGUUAUUUGGUGAAAUGGUUAUGUGCUCAGCAACAUCCGACAUCGUUUUGAAGAAAAUGUGUUAUUUAUACGUUGGCAAUUACGCGAAAGGCAAUCCCGAUUUAGCUUUAUUAACUAUCAAUUUUCUGCAAAGAGAUUGUAAAGAUGAAGAUCCUAUGAUUAGAGGACUCGCUUUAAGGAGUUUGUCUUCUCUACGCGUGGCUAAUUUGGUUGAAUAUUUGGUUGGACCUUUAGGUUCUGGUUUGAAAGAUAGUAAUAGUUAUGUUCGAAUGGUCGCUGUUAUGGGAGUUGUUAAAUUGUAUCAUAUUUCCCCUUCUACAUGUAUUGAUGCUGAAUUUCCACCUACGUUAAAGCAUCUGAUGUUUCAUGAUUCUGAUACUCAGGUUGUUGCAAAUUGUUUAUCUGCAUUGCAAGAAAUUUGGAGUGCUGAAGCUAAUACAUCUGAGGAAGCCUUAAAGGAGAAAGAAAAUCUACUCAGCAAAAUGGUUAUUUUCUACUUUUUGAAUCGGAUCAAGGAAUUUAGUGAAUGGGCACAAUGUCUUGUGCUAGAAUUGGUUGCUAAAUAUGUACCCUCGGAUAACAAUGAGAUAUUUGACAUUAUGAAUCUCCUUGAAGAUAGACUUCAGCAUGCAAAUGGAGCUGUUGUUCUUGCAACCAUCAAAGUGUUUCUACAGUUGACCUUGUCCAUGGCUGAUGUGCAUCAAGAGGUAUACGAACGUAUUAAAGCUCCUCUGCUUACCCUAGUCAGUUCUGGAAGUCCUGAGCAAUCUUAUGCGGUUCUGAGCCACCUGCAUCUCUUGGUGAUGCGUGCACCAUACAUAUUUUCCUCAGAUUACAAGCACUUCUAUUGCCAGUACAAUGAACCAUCUUAUGUGAAGAAGUUAAAGCUUGAAAUGUUGACAGCAGUUGCAAAUGAGAGCAAUACAUAUGAAAUUGUAACAGAACUAUGUGAAUAUGCUGCAAAUGUUGAUAUUCCCAUUGCAAGAGAGUCAAUACGGGCUGUUGGAAAAAUUGCGCUGCAGCAGUAUGAUGUGAAUGCUAUUGUGGAUAGGCUUCUUCAGUUUCUAGAGAUGGAAAAGGACUAUGUUACAGCUGAAACUUUAGUUCUUGUUAAAGAUCUACUGAGGAAAUACCCUCAGUGGAGCCAUGACUGCAUUGCAGUUGUUGGGAAUAUCAGCAGCAAAAAUGUUCAAGAACCCAAGGCCAAAGCUGCUCUAAUAUGGAUGCUGGGGGAAUAUUCUCAGGACAUGAGCGAUGCUCCUUAUAUUCUUGAAAGUUUAGUUGAGAACUGGGAUGAUGAACAUUCUGCUGAGGUUCGUUUGCAUCUCCUUACAGCAGUUAUGAAAUGUUUUUUCAAAAGACCACCUGAAACUCAGACAGCAGUAGGAGCUGCCCUGGCAGCAGGACUUGCUGAUUUCCAUCAGGAUGUUCAUGAUAGGGCCUUAUUCUACUACAGGCUAUUGCAGUAUGAUGUGUCAGUUGCAGAACGUGUUGUGAAUCCUCCAAAGCAAGCUGUUUCCGUGUUUGCCGAUACACAGAGCAGUGAAAUCAAGGAUCGUAUUUUUGAUGAAUUUAACAGCCUCUCUGUCGUGUACCAGAAGCCAUCUUACAUGUUCACUGAUAAAGAGCAUCGAGGAGCAUUUGAAUUCUCGGAUGAGCUUGGAAAUUUAUCCAUUGGUGCAGCAUCUGCCAAUGAGGCUGUACCAGCCGCUAAAAUCGAGGCAAAUGACAAGGAUCUGCUUCUGGGUACUUCAGAGAAGGAAGAAAGUAGAGGUGGAGGUAACAAUGGCUCUGCAUAUAGUGCUCCUUUAUUUGAUGUUCCAUCAGUGUCUGCUGCUGCUCCACAAACAGAAGCACAAUCAGAGUCAUUGAUUCCAAACCUUGCAGUACCAGGACAUUCUCCUCAGGCUAGCUUUGCCAUUGAUGAUAUAUUUGGUCUAGGUCUACCAGCAGCACCUGCACCAUCUCCGGCAGCGGCUCCUCCUCCUUUGAAGCUUAAUUCCAGAGCUGCUCUUGAUCCAUCUACUUUUCAGCAAAAAUGGCGCCAACUUCCAUCUUCUGUUUCACAGGAGUAUUCUUUAAGUCCUCAAGGAGCUGCAGCAUUGACAACACCGCAACCUCUCCUUCGUCACAUGCAAGCCCAUUCGGUUCAAUGCAUCGCAUCAGGCGGUCAAUCACCUAACUUCAAGUUUUUCUUCUUUGCACAAAAGGCAGAGGAAUCAUCAUCUAUGUAUCUGGUAGAGUGUAAAAUCAACACAUCAUCAGCGAAAGCACAGAUAAAUAUCAAAGCCGAUGAUCAAAGUACGUCUCAGGAAUUCGCUUCAUUGUUCCAGUCAGCUUUGUCUAAAUUUGGUAUGCCGUGAUUCUCAAUAGAGUUCCCAGCAUAAAAUGGGAUUCUUUUUGUGGGUGGUUUUGUAGUUUCUUGCAUCAAUUAUGGAAAGUGAAAGAUGAAUAAGAAAAAGGGUGUAUUGGUGGUUACUUGUAGAUUAGUGUAUAAUGAAACCAAAAAUUAGGAAUUUUACUUGUAGUCUCUGUCAACAAUCUACACAAGUUUUUCACUUAUGUUGCAAUUGCGGUGGUUUGCACCUGCCUUUUCUUUUCUGGGUAAAAGUCGGUUGCUACUUGUUUGCUA